CAUAAAUUAUAUAUAUUACACACAUCAAACAAUAUGAAAUUGUAGUAAUUAAACAAAGUUUUUGUCUGAAUUUUAAAAUUAUCUGUGGGAUCCUGAGAGUGCAGAAAAACACACAGUAAUGGGUGUGGAAGUGGUGGAGAAUGGAGGAAAGGACAAGCCAGAAAUGAGUCAAGUGAUAAGACACUAUUGCAAGGUAUGUAAUAGGGGUUUUAAUUGUGCAGGAGCAUUAGGGGGCCACAUGAGAGCCCAUGUCAUAGGGGAUGUUAGUCAUCAUAAUAAUGUUAUUCCUCCACAUGGUGAUGAACACUUGAGGGGCAACAACAAGCACUCGUAUUUUCUUCGGGCGAAAACGACUCGUUUCGUGGGCUAUCAUCAGCCAAGUAACGAUGAGGAUGGGGAGUUGAAGAAACCGUCAUCGUUUGGUAGAUUUGGUGUGGAGAAGGAGAGGGUGUUGCCGAUGUUGUCGUCUCAGGGAUCCAAAUCCGAGCUUUUUGAUCAUGAGUACUCGGCUUCAAGCGAGGAAGAAGAUCUGGCUAAUUGUCUGGUCAUGUUGUCCAACAAAUCUUAUGCCUUGUCUAGUGAUAAUAAGGAGGAAAACAAGGCUAAAGAAGUGGCUGAAAAGGGCCUGUUCCAAUGCAAAGCUUGUAAGAAAGUGUUCAACUCCCACCAGGCUUUGGGGGGGCAUAGAGCGAGUCACAAGAAGGUUAAGGGUUGUUUUGCAGCCAAAUCGGAUGGCCUAAACGAAGAGGAAAGCAGCAACAACAACAACAAUAACAACAACAACGUCGAUGAAGAUUCGAUCCAAGAAGAUCAUGAGUCGUUUACACAAACCGAGUCGGAUGCAACCCGGCCAAUGUCCCCUCUUUCCUCCUCACGUAAACGGCCUAAAAUGCAUGAGUGCUCCGUCUGUCGACGUGUUUUCUCAUCCGGACAGGCCUUGGGCGGGCAUAAGCGGUGCCAUUGGCUCACCACUUCGACAGACAAUGCUUUCAUCCCAAAUUUCCAAGAUUUUCAAUAUGAUCAUCAGAGCCAGCGACUCUACAAGAAGCCCAUGCUCACAAAACCUCACCAUGAUCAUCAUGAUCAAGAUCAAGAUCAAGACCAUGAUCACGACCACAAUCACCAACUCGAUCUCAAUCUCAACCUGCCUGCUCCAGGGGAUUCCGAUCAGAACACAAGUAGGUUUCCGGCAUCAACAAGAUUGUAUCUGAAACAAUUGGCAGCCAGUGCCAAUCACAGCUGCCAGCAGAAAAUCGAAACCACGGUAGUCGUAGAAAAAGGUGACAAGCUAAGAAAGCUGAGUGAUCUAAGAGAUGUGAGCUUGGAUGGAGGGUGGUUGCAGAUGGGGAUUGCUUCAACCACUGACAUAUACUAAUCAAAGGUGAUGCUGGCUUACAAGUUCGACGAAAAUCAUGAAUCAAUGUUACUUGAUAUACAAACUAAUGAAUUCAUUGUAACUAUA
Molecule: messenger RNA, 1462 nt
Organism: Sesamum indicum (sesame)
Lineage: Eukaryota; Viridiplantae; Streptophyta; Magnoliopsida; Lamiales; Pedaliaceae
Product: zinc finger protein ZAT9
Source: RefSeq, a predicted model, not a curated record